Daucus carota subsp. sativus is the source of this 1841-nucleotide messenger RNA. RefSeq names its product cytochrome P450 CYP72A219-like. Bases 112 to 1665 code for a protein of 517 amino acids. NCBI's taxonomy places the organism in Eukaryota, Viridiplantae, Streptophyta, Magnoliopsida, Apiales, Apiaceae. Gene Ontology annotation, molecular function: oxidoreductase activity, acting on paired donors, with incorporation or reduction of molecular oxygen; iron ion binding; monooxygenase activity. The transcript is spliced from 5 exons. The record is from RefSeq and is a predicted model, not a curated record.
AACAUGAUUAAGAAUCUCAGUUAAAUUACAAGAUGCCAGGGACGAAUAAUUAAGCAUCAUAUAAGUAUCUUGCCUGCUCACCAUCUUUCUCAGAAACAUACACACUAAGCUAUGGAGUUAGAAAUCUGCUUCAAGGUGACAGGGAGCCUGUUUUUGGCAUAUGUGGUGGUGGUUGCAUGGAGACUACUCAACUGGGUCUGGAUUAGGCCUAAGAAACUCGAAAAGAUGCUGAGAGACCAGGGCUUCAAAGGUAACUCCUACAGGCUUUUGUAUGGAGACAUCAGAGAACUUGCUGCUCUUAAGAAACAAGCAAGAUCCAAACGCAUCGGUCUUUCUGAUGAUAUUCUACCCCUUGUAGCCCCAACGGUACAUGCUGCUAUAAGUAAACAUGGAAAGAAGUCAUUUGUAUGGCUGGGACCAAAACCAUUAGUCUACAUCACGGAUCCUGAUCUUAUAAAAGAGGUCUUGAAUAAAAUCUUUACCUUCCAGAAGCCGAGUGGCAACCCUUUAACCAAGUUAAUCGGAGAUGGACUUGUCACUGCUGAGGGUGAUAAAUGGACCCAACACCGAAAAAUCAUGAAGCCUGCCUUCCAUUUGGAGAAGUUAAAGGAUAUGCUGCCAGCCAUGUAUUUGAGCUGUAGUGAGAUCAUGAGCAAAUGGAAGGAGAUGGUUUCUACAGAGGGGCAGUGCGAGUUGGAUGUAUGGCCUUAUAUAGAGACCCUAACGAGUGAUGUCAUAUCACGCACAGCCUUCGGAAGUAGCUAUGCAGAAGGUAGAAAGAUAUUUCAACUACAGAAAGAACAAGCAGAGCUAGUGAUGCAAGCUGCACAAACUUUGUACCUCCCAGGAAUGAGAUAUUUGCCAACCAAAAGAACUAGAAGGAUGAAGGAGAUAAGCAAUGAAGUGAGAGCUGCACUUACACCUAUCAUUAGCAAGCGCUUGAAGGCAAUGCAAGCAGGGAAGCGUAUCCAUCAUGACUUGUUAGGCCAAUUGCUGGAAUCAAAUUCUGCAGAAAUUAAAGAAAACAAAAACAUGAAAUAUGCAAUGAGUGUUAAUGAUAUCAUCGAAGAAUGCAAGCUAUUCUAUUUUGUUGGACAAGAGACGACCUCAAAUCUUCUUAUUUGGACAAUGAUUUUAUUGAGUCAGCAUUCAUAUUGGCAAAAACGCGCUAGAGAAGAGGUUUUGCAGGCCUUUGGAAGCAAUAAGCCGGAUCUUGAAGGGUUGAAUCGCCUUAAAGUUGUCAAUAUGAUUUUGCUAGAGACUCUAAGAUUAUAUCCUUCUGGAACUGUACUCACUCGAACUACAUCUGAAGAUAUUAAAUUAGGAGAAAUAGCGCUUCCUGCUGGAGUGUUGCUGCAAAUAUCUAUCAUCCUAAUGCAUCAUGACAAAGAGAUUUGGGGUGAUGAUGCAAAGGAAUUCAACCCUGCGAGAUUUUCUGACGGUGUGUUAAAAGCAACAAAUGGAAAAACAGUAUAUUUCCCAUUCAGCUCAGGACCCCGGAUAUGCAUUGGACAAAAUUUUGCAAUGCUAGAAGCUAAAAUUGCAAUAUCAAUGAUCUUACAGCGCUUUUCUUUUAUGUUAUCGCCAUCUUAUAGACAUGCUCCCUAUGCAGUCAUAAGCCUUCAACCACAGUAUGGUGCAAACUUGAUUCUUAAAGCGGUGUAGAGAGUGGAUCCAUGAAUUUUCUCCUCCGGAGGCACUAAUGUACUUGAGUGAUUUCUAUUAUGUGUAGAGUUGGUUGUGUCACAAGUUUAUUUUUCAUGUCAUAAUUUGUAUGAAAUUUAUACAUUUUUGCCAUUUAAGUAUUCAGGAGUGUUUGUCCGGCUUAAAGCGAGGGCUUA